AUGGUCAGGACCAAAAGGCUACUGUUGACGAGUUCAGGCGGACAUCCCCACAUCAGACGAGAGAUCCGUGAUCUUUACGCAAACUAUCCGGACCAAUGGGCCCUGUAUCUACUGGGUUUGCUCGAGUUUCAGCAAGUUGACCAGAAUGACCCUCUUUCAUAUUACCGCAUUUCAGGGAUACACGCUCAGCCAUACGAACUCUGGCAAGACGCGCACGGUGUUCCAGGGAUGGGUGUUGGUGCCUAUUGUCCUCAUAUGAGCCGACUGUUUAUAACUUGGCAUCGUCCAUAUCUGGCACUGUUUGAGCAAGAACUUUGGAAGCACGUCAAGUCCAUUGCCGACCAAGCUCAAGUAGAUCGUGAGCGAUGGAAUGCAGCCGCCGAUUCAUUCCGUAUACCAUACUGGGACACGGCGCGAGGCGCUGCAGACGGCAGUAUUCCCGGAUUUUUACUCUCUCCGAGAUGGCCAGUCGUCGGACCUAAUGGAUCACUGGUCAUUGACAAUCCCCUUUAUUGGUAUCAACUUCACCCAUUGGACCCAAAGGAUUUCUCAAACGCUGAUAUCGCUCGUUACAACUAUACUCUGCGCUGGCCUACUACACACAGUUCAGACGCAAUCCCACAACUAGGGGAGUGGCAGAAAGCGUAUUCCGAGGGCGCAAAAUCGCGCCAAAACGACAUCAACUACGCCUUCCAGUGGGCUGGCUCGUUCCAGAACUUUUCUGAAUCUCUAGAGAACGCGCAUGGCGCGAUUCAUCUCAUUACUGGGGGCUACCCCAAGGAUUUGAAUGGGCAGGAAAUUCAUGGCCACAUGUAUAACACAGAAACCUCAGCCUUUGACCCAACUUUCAUGCUACACCAUGCGAACUUUGACCGCCUUCUAGCUCUCUAUACAACAACGAACCCUAACGUAUGGCUCGAACCGGCAGCUGUCGGUGGCAGUCGAAAUUGGCCUAGUUUUUGGAUUCCCUCGGGAGGGACUACCGAUGCAAAUACUGGACUUCCGCCGUUCUGGAAGAACAAGAACGAGUUUUGGACGUCCAACGAUGCUCACCACACUGAUGUGUUCGGCUAUGCGUACCCAGAGACCCAGUAUUGGAAUUUUGCGUCGGAUGAAGAGUGGAGGAACAACGUCCGAGGCUUGAUACAAAGUCUGUACCCGAAUAGUGCUCGGGAGACUCUGACCAAUACUGUAGCAACUGGUGACAGCAUAGCGCAUGUGGUUCAUGUGGACAGCUCGUUUACGGAUUGGGUCAUUCAUGUCAAAGCGUCUGCAACGGAGAUGCCAUCAACUUUCAGAGCCAUGUUCUCACUCGUUGGGGAUUUUUCGUCCGACGCAAGCACCGAGAUUGCCAUGUGGACAAGGAUGCGUGUUGACAGCUAUGGCAGCGAAGCGGUGAAGGUUCGCCAGGCAGAACGAAAAAGAAAGCCCUCCAGCACGACCGAACAGAGCUUUACGCGGGCUAUCGGUCUCACCUCGAGCUUGUUGGAUCAUAUCACGGCUGGCAAGUUGGAGAGCCUGGAUCCGGAGGCGGUGAUACCAUACCUCAAGGCCCAUUUGACGUGGAACGUCUAUGGAGGCGAUGAUUCAAAACGUCUGACACCUGCGCAACUAGAGACCUUUGGCGUUGAGGUCACUAGCACCAAGUUAUACAUUCCGAAAGACCCCUCUCAGCCGCUCGAAUACAGCACGGACACAACCUCGUACCCAAUAUGUAGGGUAUGA
Messenger RNA from Paraphaeosphaeria sporulosa, 1725 nucleotides. RefSeq names its product tyrosinase. Gene Ontology annotation, molecular function: oxidoreductase activity. NCBI's taxonomy places the organism in Eukaryota, Fungi, Ascomycota, Dothideomycetes, Pleosporales, Didymosphaeriaceae. The record is from RefSeq and is a predicted model, not a curated record. The transcript is spliced from 6 exons. Bases 1 to 1725 code for a protein of 574 amino acids.